GGUGGCACGUCCUUUGCGAUUCCAUCUCUCUCUCUCUCUCUCUCUCUCUCUCUCUCUUUCUCGCGUAACCCGAAACCGCGUUCACAUUCUCUGUCAAUCGAGUUCAGCGUGUUCGUAUUGUCUUCCUCCUCCAGAAUGGCACAGAAGGUGGUGUUGAAGAUCAUGACCAUGACGGACGACAAGACGAAGCAGAAAGCCGUAGAAGCAGCAGCCGACAUAUACGGGGUGGAUUCGAUAGCGGCGGAUACCAAGGAGCAGAAGCUGACGGUGAUAGGGCAAAUGGACACAGUGGCGGUGGUGAAGAAACUGAAGAAAGUCGGGAAAGUGGACAUAAUUUCGGUCGGGCCGGCCAAGGAAGAGAAGAAGGAAGAGAAGAAGGAAGAGAAGAAGGACGAGAAGAAAGAGGAAAAGAAGGACGACAAGAAAGCCGACAAGAAAUGAGCGAGUCCUUAGUACUUCCAAGCGCCUUCUUAGCACUCUGUAUUACUCUAUUAAGCAUAGGAUUGCUCUGAGAAUUUUCCUUUCCUUUUGUUCGGUUUCGGCCAUGCAGAAGCAGACGGAUAGGAUUAGCAUGUAGCGGCAGGCCUGAGUAAGGAAGCAUUAUACAUAUAUUUAUGGGGUUUUUACUUGUAAUCCGAUAUUGGGUAUGUUUCUUUCCUUUAGUUUUCUUGUGAAAUCGUCGUUGGUGACGUAAAUAACCAGCGCACGUAUCUGAUA
Molecule: messenger RNA, 717 nt
Organism: Eucalyptus grandis
Lineage: Eukaryota; Viridiplantae; Streptophyta; Magnoliopsida; Myrtales; Myrtaceae
Exons: 3
Coding region: 136-441 (101 amino acids)
Molecular function (GO): metal ion binding
Source: RefSeq, a predicted model, not a curated record